Eubalaena glacialis (North Atlantic right whale) is the source of this 1043-nucleotide messenger RNA. It is a transcript of the gene SAMD5, whose product is annotated as sterile alpha motif domain containing 5. Lineage: Eukaryota; Metazoa; Chordata; Mammalia; Artiodactyla; Balaenidae. The transcript has 4 exons. Bases 113 to 739 code for a protein of 208 amino acids. Gene Ontology annotation, molecular function: protein binding. The record is from RefSeq and is a predicted model, not a curated record.
CUGAGAUUUUUCUUUCCCCUUGGAGGAGAGGAUUAAAAGUUCUCAGAACUGGUGCCGCCCGUGCCGCUCGGGCGCUGGGACGCCGUUUGCCGGCGGGGGUUCCAGUCCCACCAUGUGCACCAACAUAGUUUACGAGUGGCUGAAAGCGCUGCAGCUCCCGCAGUACGCGGAGUCCUUCGUGGAUAACGGCUACGAUGACCUGGAGGUGUGCAAGCAGAUCGGGGACCCGGAUCUGGACGCCAUCGGGGUGCUGGCGCCCGCGCACCGGCGCCGCAUCCUGGAGGCCGUGCGCCGGCUGCGGGAGCAGGACGCCGCCGCCGCCGGCCUCUACUUCACGCUGGAGCCGCAGCCGCCGCCCGCACCACCCGGGCCGCCCGCGGUCGCUGUCCCCACUCGCCGCCGGGGGGAGCCUUGCGGCGGCCAGGCCCAGGGCCCCCACGGGGACCCCCGCAGCCAGACGACCGCCCCUCGCGGCAGGGAGCUGGUGAGCUACCCGAAACUGAAGCUGAAGAUCAUGAUCAGGGAUAAGCUCGUCCGCGACGGCAUCCACCUGAGCAAGCCCCCGUACUCCCGCAAGUUCCCCAACCAGCGAUCGAACCUGCACCCACUGCAUUGGAAGCCCAGAAUCUUAACCACUGGACUGCCAGGGAAGUUCCGGCAGCUAAAUUUCUUGAAAGUCCCAAUGGCUGGCAUCCUAGAGUUCUUAAUGAAUUGGCCGAAGUCAUCACAGAACCGCUAGAUAUCAUUUUUGAGAACUCGUGGAGGACUGAUGAGGUGCCUGAAGACUGGAAAAGGGCAUAUUUAGAACCUUCUUUCAAAAAGGGAAAUGGAUGAUGACCCUGGAAAUACUCAUCAGCCUAACUUUUUGCUUGGAAAAAUUCUGGAAUAAUCAACUUAGUACACUGGUUACUGUUUUAAAAAGGGACUGUGUGAGAAGGCCCUUUGGAGAGCCGAAUUGGAACAGCAUUAUGAACCCUGGACUGUGUGCUCGUGCAACGCUGUAAUUUGCAAACAUAUGUCCUCUGUUCAAUAAACGUUAACAG